UAUUAUUAAUAUUACAAUUAAUGCUAGAAUAUAUUACGGUCUAGCAUUAAUUUGCCUAAUUGUGUAUUUUUUUUAUAUCCCGCAACUGUUAUUGCUUAAGACUGCUGAACAAGAUGCCAACACUUGCCAUCGAAGUGGGAGUAACCCCUUAGGCUUUGAUGUGUCUGAAUGUCAGCCUCAAACUUCCAGUCCCAUUUCCUACACUGCAGACAAAACAAUGAAAAUGCCAGACCCACCGGAGUAUGUGGUGUAUACAGAUUCAGAACUGGACAUGGUGCGCAGUCAGUACUUUGCAUUGCUUCACAGUGGAAAGGAAAAGGACUGUAAGAUGUCGAAGGAGCUCUGUUGCAGACUUAUAAGGAGCACAGUCACCAGCAUGGUUGCAAUCCUCCAUGCUAGUCCCAUGAGUAAAGAAGUAAGACACCCCUCCAAACUUGAAAUGAGAGCAAUGUCACAGAAGAUUGUCAACUAUUACCCCAUGUUACGUGAUGCUGACACACACAUGCCAUAUCUGACCAUCUACACCAAACUGUACAAACGACUCCAAAAUAUGAAGUGUCCAAGGAGGAAGCAGGGCUCCAUGCUGCAGCGAGGCAGGCCCAGGAAGAUUAUUUUCAGCUCAGACGACACAGGCAAUGGGACUGAAGGGGACCUAAGUGGCGAAGCAAGUGGUUCAAGUGACUAUACCAUACUUGACCUCAGCAAGGACAACUCAAAUGCAGAGAAAGCAUCAAAAUUCCAGCUACACUCUACUGUACCAACACAGUCAAACAAUAAUACCCAGGCUUCACCACUGUUAUCUAAGUCAGCCUCAUGCUCUGCACCCAGGGCUGCUAUAGGUCCACCAACUCCAGAUGACGAUGUUGCAGACCAUGACAGCCUGAAGAUGCAGGCAAGACAUUACAAAACCUUGAGCAACAUGUACAGGAAACCCAAUGCAAAACCCAACCAAAGUGACGUUGCUCAAAUUUUGGACUGGAGUUUGAGGCCACACGAGCUUUUAUUGAUGCAGAUGUUACAAGGGAAGAAGACAGGCCCACAAACAUAUUUGAAGCAUACCUGUGCUUCAAAGACAUAGGAAAUGCGAUGGAUGAACUGCAUCGCAUCGUUGGUGGUUCCAACUGCAAAUACAUAGAUCACAUGGAGGGUCGAUGGGCAGAGUUUUGAUUGAAGGUGCAGUUCUUUGGCAUUUAGAAGAAGGUCCUGAAACCUCCUCUCCCCUUGGAGGUAAGUGGCCUUUUCAUACAUUAAAUCCAUCAGAUAUGUUCAGAUUACUUUAUUAAGAUACUUUUCUCUGUCCACGGUGGAGUUUACUGUCACUCUCUUCAAUGCACUUCCAUCUCUUUUUCCUUCACCAACUACACCACCGAAGUGCCAGUGAGGCUCUCCUUCAUAUCCUCAAGGUGAGAACAGCUGCAAUACCAGCCACUGUAACUUGUACUCCAUUUACUUGUAUUAUUAUUAUUAUUAUAUUAUUAUUUUGCUUUUCAUGCUUAAUA
Messenger RNA from Haplochromis burtoni (Burton's mouthbrooder), 1499 nucleotides. RefSeq lists its product as uncharacterized. NCBI's taxonomy places the organism in Eukaryota, Metazoa, Chordata, Actinopteri, Cichliformes, Cichlidae. The coding region runs from base 218 to 1078 and encodes 286 amino acids. The record is from RefSeq and is a predicted model, not a curated record. The transcript has 5 exons.